Seminavis robusta is the source of this 3743-nucleotide messenger RNA. Lineage: Eukaryota; Bacillariophyta; Bacillariophyceae; Naviculales; Naviculaceae. The record is from the annotation of a GenBank genome assembly.
UACACAAAAUCCUACGAGACUUUCUGAGUCUCCCAGCAAACCUCGCAAACCCAAAAAUCACUCUCCAAGCCAAAACUCUCAAAAAAUUUGCUUUUUGCUUCCCUUGCCAAGCAAAAACUCACUUGUUGACUUGACCCGAGCCAACAAAACUCUCUACCAACCUUACUCAAAGUCAACCAUCAUACACUUGGUGGUUCUUUGCGUUGUUGCUUCUCAUCCCCCCAUCCCAUCAGCAAGAUUACGACAAACGGCAACGAUCGUGCCCAUCAGCAGCCACAGGAAGAGCAGAGUGAAGUGUCGACCAUGAAGAGGAUUCUUUUGGGUCGAAGCGGAACUGGUGGUGGUGACUCGGCCCUUCGUCGGUUGAAAAAGCCUUGGCAUAAAAGCAUGGAAGCCGAUGACGAACAGGGCCGUCACAGGCUCGUCUUGGAAGGGCAAGAUGAAGAAGACGAAAAAAUGACUGGCGAUGAUCAAAAGAGGUCAACCGCCGAGGACGACCAAGACGAGGAGGAAGAAGAAGAGGAGGAGGACGAAGAGGACACUCACGCGGAAGACGAUGACAAGGACAGCUCCGAGUCCACCGAAGAGACCGAGAGGACGGAAGAAGACAAGCACAUGGAAGCUGCCGCGAUGGAUAUGACGGCUCUGGCGGCCGCUGCCAAGAGAAGCCACGAACAAGAGAUGGGGCCGGCUUCCAAAAAGCAGAAAUUGAAGGAUGCGGCCGCCGCCAGAGCUGCUCAGGAAGAUCACGAAAAGGCCGCGGCGGCUUCGGGAAUUGCGCUGCUCUUGGGAAAUGCCAACAAGGCGCUGGGACUCAAGGCGCCAGAACCGGCUCCUGCUCCCGCCAGCAGCAAGACUUCGUCGGAGCCCAGUAGUAACAAGUCCAGUCCUUCCAAGUCGUUUGGUGGAGCUUCUGGUAGCAAGGGUCCUACAUCGUUUGAGAUGUGGAAAAAGCGCAAGAUGGAGAAAAGCUCUUCUUCUGGAGGUAGAAACACACCUACCAAGACCCUCGAUACUUCCAAAAUCGGCAACCGACCAGCUCCAGCUGUGACUUCGCCAGCUCCGCCGCCUCCUGUAGCGGCUCCCAUUGCCCCUCCAGAGCCCGCCCCUGCUCCACCACCGCCAGCUCCCUCUCUGCACGAUCAUUUGCGAGAUGAAGAUAACGACGCCGCUGAAGCUUUGAAGGCCAUUAUGCAGUUGGGACAGCGCCCUCCCUUGCCCAUGGCGGCUCCCGCUUCGCCUUUGCCUCCGCCACAAAACAAUAGUGCCAUGGAAGCCAUGUUGGCAGAGGCUGCCAAAGCAAAGAGCCCCAAGCCCGCAUCCUCCACUCCAGCCAAGAUGAUGAGCAAAAAGCCAUUGCCUACCAAGCGUUCCCGUUCGUUUGGGAAUGGCAGCGACAGUCCGCCGAAUGCCGGUGUGCCUUCGGCGCCCCCGCCGGCUGCUUUGGCGCCUCCCCAUCAACCAUCUCAUCAGCCUCCUCCUCACGCUGGCAUGACGGCUGGUAUGAUGAAUUUCGCCAACAUGGCGGCGGCCAUGGCAGCAGCUGGUGCACCCAUGCCAGCCCCUCCUCAGCCGCCCGCUCCUGCUCCUAUCAGCACUAGUAGUACCACCACUACUAGCACCAAGCCACCGAAAGCACCCAAGAGCAGCAAGAAAUUGCAACAGGGACCACCCACCAAGAAGAAAAAGGUCGUGUCCAAAGAUGGCAAAAAAACAAAGUCGGGAGACAAGGUCAAGAAAGUCAAGGGAGAAGGCAAGAAAAAGAGCAAAUCCAGUAGUGCCAAUGGCAGUGGUGGUGGUGGAGAAAAGACCAGUCGCAAACCGCAGGCAUUGCCCGAAAUACUCAUGGAUUUGCUCAAUAAGAAUGUGGCGCCGGAUGCCAUUUUUUGGCUGGGAGGGACACAGAUUUUUGCCAUUAACAAGGACAAUUUCAAGAAAAAGGUGAUUCCCAAGUUUUUUAAUGGGAAAACCUUUACCAGUAUCACCAAGAGCUUGAACCUAUGGAACUUCACCAAGGCUCCCAAACAGCAGUUGCCUCCCAAUACCGUAGGAUACCAUCAUAAGCUAUUCCAGAAGGAUGCCCCACACCUUUUGAAGCAAAUGGUGGAAGGAGGCGGCUCGGGUGAACAGGCACCUUCCGGAGGAGCCUCGCAUGCUGCGGCACCUGUGCCACCUCAACAGCAACCCCCCGAGCCCCAAUUUCCCCCGCAACAACAGCAGGCACCCGCUCCUUCUCAACAGCAACAGGUGCAGAAUAUCCCGACGCAAUUGAACGCUAUGCCCAGGCCAGCCGUUCCAAAGAAGCCCAAGUCACCCUCGCCUCCUGUCAUGAUGAACUCCACGAUGAACUCCAUGAUGGUAGAGCAACCAAAGCCAGUCGCACCCUCGCCACGAUUGACACAACCUUCACCCGCGCAGGCUGCUGCUAACAUGGUUACCUUGGCCGAUAUUGCUGCGAAUGCCCGUCCUACCGGUUCCGGGGUAUCACAGUCCGAAGCGCAGGCUCAAGCCCAAGCUCUUCAGGCACAUCACCAGGCAGCAGCUGCGGCGGCUGCUGCAGCAGAUCCCCAGCGGGCUGAACUGGAGGCUUUGCAGAAUCGCAGUCUACAGCUAGCCGCGGAACGCGAGGCACUCAUGCAGUCCAUGUUGGGAGACCAACAGUCGAGUUUGGAAUUCUUGCGCCAGCGCCAAGCUGCGGGAGCAGAGGGCGCCGGUGGAGUUGACCAGCAGUCUGCUCUGGAACUCUUGCGCCAGAGGCAAGCCGCUGCGCAAGCUGCCGGAGAUCAACAGUCUCAGUUGGAGUUGCUUCGUCAGAGACAAGCUGCCGCGGGAGGUGGCGCAGGGGCUGGUGGUGCAGGAGGAGCCGCCCAGGAGCAGGCAUCUGCAUUUGAGCUUCUUCGACAGCGCCAAGCGCAAGCUGCUGCUGCCGAGGAGCAGUCUAGUUUGGAACUUCUCAGACAGAGACAAGCGGCAGCCGAAGAACAAUCCACAUUGGAGUUUCUUCGCCAGCGACAAGCUCAGGCUGACGAGCAGAACAAUCUCGAGUUGCUCCGACAACGACAAGCUCAGGCUGAAGAACAGCAAUCCGCCCUUGAAUUGCUCCGACAGCGUCAAGCGGCUGCCGGUGGUGGUGAACAAUCAAACUUUGAUCUCUUCCGACAGCGACAAGCGAUGGAUGUUGAAUACCUGUUGGAGCAGAGGAGAGCAGCAUUGGAGGCUGAGAACGCUCUCGCGGAACAACAGCGUGCCGCUGCAGUGGAAAGAGCAUUGGCGGAACGUGUCAUGUUGGAGCGCGAACUACUUGGCGGAGGCGGUCUUGGUGGGCUCGGCGGUCAACUUGGAGGAGGGCAAGGCCAAGAUCAACUUUCCCUUCAGCUCGCCCAGUUGAGGGGCCAACAAGGCCAAGGGGGUGGCGGCGGAGCAGGUGGUGGUGUUGAUCCAGUCAUGUUGUUGGCGCUGCGACAACAGCAGGAAGCUGCCCGCAACAAUAAUGCCCUCGAGGAGCUGUUGCUCUUGGAACAGCAGAGGCGACAACAGGCUGCGCUUCAAGCUCUCAUGUACAACCACCGAGGAGGAGGUGGUGGUGGAGGAGGCGGAGGACUUUAAUCCUUUGCUCUGACCAUUAUUGUGCCGUUUUGUAUUGUUGAAUGCCUUCUGUAUGGAAUGAAUGGACUUGAACCGGACUACCAACAAACACUGUCACCGAAUUAUUAAAGUAUUAGUAAGAAAAUUAUUUGGUUGCU